Molecule: messenger RNA, 1534 nt
Organism: Microcebus murinus (gray mouse lemur)
Lineage: Eukaryota; Metazoa; Chordata; Mammalia; Primates; Cheirogaleidae
Source: RefSeq, a predicted model, not a curated record
AUCUACGUAUUUACGGUCUAGAAGAGAGAAGUCUAUUUCUUUCACAUAAAGAGGUUUCUAUUGGAAUCACCUAUGCAACGAAAAGUCUUUGCUUAAGGAAACCAGGAACCACGUCCUGAGGCGCGCGUCAUGCGGUGUUCCAUCAGGAGAUGUCUGAUAACCUCAGUGAGCAUCCUAUUCCUGUGGCUCUUCAUCACUAUGCAAGUCCUCCAGGAAACUGAAGAUGACCAAGAAGCGAUGACUAUCAAAGGCCAACAGGCCAGUCAUGGCAGCAGGAAGGACCUGAGACAACUAGAAGACUGGCAGAAUAUCACCUUAAAAUAUAUGGAAAAAAUCCAGAGGAGAAAAAGGACGUGGCUGACAGUGGGGAUCUCCUCGCUGUCACAAGGGAAUGGAAGCAGGCUCUUGACCACGUUGAUCUCCCUGUUCCACAUUUCUUCUAAGACUGAGCGGAAACAUCUCACCGUGGUAGUUCACCUGGCAGAUUCUGAUCUCACCUGGCUCAGAGAAACUGUUGCCCACAUUUCAAACCUCUUUAGCCCACAGAUUGUGGCAGGGCAGCUGCUACUUAUCCACGCUCCACCGGACGCCUACCCCACUGCGGAUGGCAAGGCCGACCUCGAGGAGUUCUACUCCAAGCACAACAUAGAUCACGCCUUCCUCGUGAGCUAUGCCACAGGGCUCUCUGAUUACUUCCUGCUACUAGAGGACAAUGUCUUUAUUGCCCCCAACUUUGUCACCCACAUUCGUUCGAAGGUGACUGCCAUGAAGCACAAGCCCUGGGUGCUACUGGAGUUCUCGAACAGGGGCUUCCUUGGCAAAUUCCUCCACAGCAAGGAUCUCCCGCUCCUGGCCCACUUCCUUCUCCUCUUCCACAAGGAGAAACCCCUCGACAGGCUGAUCUCUCAUUUCCGUGCCCUCCUCACCCAGCAAGAGCCAAUCAUCUUCAGACCCUUCCUAUUCUACCACAGGGUCCCCUAUGAGGCCACUGAUGACAAGCAGAAGGCCACAGCAUUUCAGAACAGGAGAGCCUCUGGUCCCGACAACCCACCUGGAGCCGUUUUCACAGACAUGAAUGUCUUUGCUGUUCAUCAGCCCUGGGAGGCCUACACCCUGGACGAGUCAUUCUUCUGGACGUACAACGUUAGUACAGGGAAACACCUGACCGUGAUCCUGAACCAGCCAGCAAACCUGAGCAGAGUGCAGGUGCUGACGGGCUCCCUCGUGGGGGAAGUACUCCCUGCAGAAGGGGCAAGUGGAGCUGGGCUACAACCCCGAGGGGAUGCCUCAGUCCUGCACCAGCUUCGUCUUGCUGGGCCGGCUCUUGGAAGGACAGAUGGACCAGAAGAUAAUUCUGAAAAGCAUGGGGUUUGAGGUGAGCUGCGUGAGGCUGGUGGUGAAAGCUAGGCAGGUUGGUGGGCUCAUGAUCAGGCAUAUCUACCUCUGGAAGGGAAACGCCAAAUAGGAGGCAGGGGAUCGAAGUUGAUGAUAAAUCAGUAGGGGUUUGAAACAUUAAAAUCUUAAAGCCAUUUCA